UCUAGGAAGGGUGGCAUGGCAGGUGGGAAGUUGGUGUCUCCAAAGUGGAAGAAUUUCAAGGGCCUGAAGCUCCAGUGGAGAGACAAGAUCCGGCUCAAUAACGCCAUCUGGCGGGCGUGGUACAUGCAGUAUUUGGAGAAGCGCAAAAAUCCCGUAUGCCACUUCGUCACGCCACUAGACGGCUCUGUGGAAGUGGAUGAGCAUCGCCGGCCAGAGGCCAUCACCACAGAAGGGAAGUACUGGAAAAGCCGCAUUGAGAUCGUGAUCCGGGAAUAUCACAAGUGGAGAACCUACUUCAAGAAAAGGUUACAGCAGCACAAGGAUGAGGACCUCUCCAGCCUGGCCCAGGAAGAUGACAUGCUUUAUUGGCACAAACAUCGGGAUGGAUGGAAGACCCCAGUCCCAAUGGAGGAGGACCCACUGCUGGACACAGACAUGCUCAUGUCAGAAUUCAGCGACACACUUUUCUCCACACUCUCCUCACACCCACCGGUGGCCUGGCCCAACCCACGGGAAAUAGCACAUCUGGGAAAUGCAGACAUGAUUCAGCCGGGGCUGAUUCCUUUGCAGCCCAAUCUGGACUUCAUGGACACUUUUGAACCUUUCCAAGAAAUCUUCUCUUCCAGCCGCUCCAUUUUUGGCUCCAUGCUGUCUGCACCUGCCUCAACAUCUGCACCAGAUCCCAACAGCCCACCUGCUCAGGAGAGCAUCCUGCCCACCACCUCUCUCCCCACCGUGAGCCUCCCUGACAGUCUCAUCGCAUCUCCCGCAGCCACUGCCCUGGACUCCACAGAUAGGCCGGGCUGUGAACGCACUUCCCAGCCCGAGGAUCCCUUUAUCCAGCCCGCAGACUUUGGUCCCUCAGCGCCCCCACUGAGUGUCCCACAGCCUUUCCUCCCCGUGUUCACCAUGCCUGUGCUCUCGCCCAGCCCCACCCCAGUGCCGGCUCCCCCUGCUGUGCCACUAGUCCCUCCUGCCACCCCCCUGAACCCCCCAACCCCACCCACCUUCCUGCAGCCACAGAAGUUUUCUGGAGCCAACAAGUCCCCCGCUGUCAUUACCCACACGGCUUCCACCACUCUCACACAUGAUGCCUCUGCCACCACCUUCAGCCAGAGCCAGGGCCUUAUCAUCACCACUCGCCACCCCACCCCCUCAGCAUCCACCUGUGGCCUGGCACUGUCUCCAGCCACCCAGCAGCCAGCUGUUGGGCCUGCACCCCGUUUAUCUUUUGUGCAUCCCAAACCUGCCUUGGCUGGAGGGAGGCCCAAGCAGCCCCCCAAAAUAGUGCCUGCUCAACCAGAGCGCGUGUCCUUGGUAUUGAAGAAUGCUUGCAUUGCUCAAGCUGCCUUCUCAGGACGGCCACAAGCAGUGAUCAUGACAGGCCCUCUGAAGAGAGAAGGGAUGUUGGCUUCAACCGUGUCCCAGUCCAAUGUGGUCAUCACGCCUGCUCCCAUCACCAGGGCUCCUGGAGUCACAGAGUUCCACAGCAGCAUCCUGGUGACAGACCUGGGCCAUGUCACAAGCAGCCAGCCCGGCCCCAUCUCCCGGCUCUUCUCUGCAAGCUCAGUGCAAGACUCCCUAGUGAAGGGCGAGCAGGCCCCACUGCACGGGGGCAGUCCCCAGGGUGCUGUCGUGGGUUCUGGUCGGGAUGGCCCAAACUCCGGGCAGGCCUCUCCGUGUGCUUCAGAACACAGCCCCAGUCCUCAGUCUCCCCAGAACAACUGCUCAGGGAAAUACUCUGCAGAUUCCAAAAAUGUGGUUGUGUUAAAGAACCGGCAGAUGAAGCACAUUUCAGCCGAGCAAAAGAGGCGCUUCAACAUCAAGAUGGGCUUUGACACCCUGAACAGUUUGAUCUCUAACAACUCCAAGCUGACCAGCCAUGCCAUCACGCUGCAGAAGACAGUGGAGUACAUCACCAAGCUGCAGCAGGAGCGCAGCCAGAUGCAGGAGGAGGCGCGGCGACUGCGGGACGAGAUCGAGGAGCUCAACGCCACCAUCAUCUCCUGCCAGCAGCUGCUCCCUGCCACAGGAGUCCCCGUCACCCGGCGCCAGUUUGAUCACAUGACAGACAUGUUUGAUGAGUAUGUGAAGAGCCGGACCCUGCAGAAUUGGAAGUUCUGGAUUUUCAGUAUUAUCAUCAAGCCGCUGUUCGAGUCCUUCAAGGGGAUGGUGUCCACCAGCAGCCUGGAAGAACUGCACCGGACGGCACUGUCCUGGCUGGACCAGCGCUGCUCCUUGCCCAUCCUCAGGCCAAUGGUGCUGAGCACCCUCCGGCAUCUGAGCACCACCACCUCCAUUCUGACAGACCCGUCCCAGCUGCCAGAGCAGGCCGCGGAGGCUGUCACCAGACGUGGCAAGAGGUCGGGGGAGUCUUAGUGCUUAGCCGGCACGUGCCGCACAAGAUGCCAGAAGACCCUUCCCUGCCUGUGGAGAGGAGGCUACAUCCCACACCUCUCCUGACGCAGAGCCUCAGGGCCUCCCUCCAACUCUGCCAGCCCCCUGGGCCGCUCGAAUGCCACGCUCAGGUCUGAAGCAGGUUCGGGUCCUGCCAACAGCAAUAGUCCAUCCUUGGGAGCUCCUUGCUGUCAACUCUCACUCAGCGACCUCAGUUACAACCUCCGCUGCCCUCAGGGCAGCCCAGACAGGGAAACACCAGGGUUCACUGCUGUCCUGCUGGUCUGCCAGGCCCACGGAAGUAGGUGGGCCCGAGGAGGCAGCACCUGCUCCUGGAAUUAGAAAACAAACAGGUCCCUGCCCAGUCCCUGUCUGUUGCGUCCUGGCGGUCGUCUCUGGAUGAUUCCCUGCUGCUCGGGCCCGCCCUGGGGCAGCAGGAAGACAUUUUCCUUCCUCCCCCAGACUCUGACCUGUAGACAGGCUUGGACAGCUGCUCAGGCUUUCGCAUGGCCAGCUGCCUGGAAACCCCGGACUCACGUGUGCAAAAGCAGAGGGUGUGAAUGCACGUGGACAAAAAGGAAAGCACAAACAAUGCAAAGCUGCUGCUCCAGCUCGGAGACCCUCCUGGGUGGCCUGUGACCUGUUCCGAUUUGGCUCCACUUGCCGUGGCGGGCAGCACCCCCAGCAUCGCUGAUGGGAAUGGUGGUGUGGACUUGGUCCAAGGCUUCGCCAGGCGUCGGCUCUCAGAGUGGCCUUUCCAACCUGUCCUCCACCGGCUUCCACACUCGGCCUCGGACGCGCCAGCAGUGGCCCUUCGGGUGAAGCAUUCAAAAAGCCAGGCUCCAGGGUGCUUCCACCAGCCUGGUCAUCUUGUCCGCAUUGUUCACCCGGGAGCCUCAAACUGGAAUGGUUCUCGGACCAAAGAGGUCACCACACCCAAAGGCUGUCCUGUCUUGUUUUGAGGAAGAAAUGGAAUGUCAACAGGCGGAAUUCCUGGCCAGCCUCAGCUGUCCAGACGUCGCCCAGAUCCGAUAGUAAAGAAUUGCACUGAGUUGAUCGGUGGGGGGUCCCUAGGGCACCGGUUGUUUCUGGGUAUGUGGGAUUACAGCGGAGGGUCCAGAGGAAGGCAUGGCAGGAGGCUGGUCUGGGCCAGUCCUCGCUGUGUCUGCAGGAGUAGCUGUGGGUGAAGGGCGCUCUAACACCCAGGAAGCCUAGCCCGGCCAAAGACACCUUCUUGUUGAAAGAAUGUGCUUUUAUGGUCCAGUUGUGAAGUUCAGAGGGGUCCGCUGGCUCUCCUCCCGCCAGAGAUGGAGCUGGACAGUGCUGGGCAGGCCAGGAGAGCUGGGUGGGCUUUGAGGGGGCCCAGGAGCCAUGUGAGGGGGACCACGGCACCUCCUGAGGUUCUGAUCCAUUAGGAGGCUCCCCCUGGUUCCUGGAGGACUGAAGAAGGUGCUCAGAGGGCGGUCAGUCCUGCCUCAGCCUUGGGUGUUGAGGCUGGAUGGGGGUUCUUCCCCAUGUUGCCGUCCGCACCAGCACCUCUGCUGCAGGUCACUAACCUGUCACCUGCCCCCUGGUCUAUGCUUCACCCCCUCGGCCUCCCCAGAACACGUGUUUACAGGCCUCUGGAUCCCUCUCCUGAGAGGCAAGCACAAGAUGAGGCUGGGCUGGUUCCUCAUUUCCACAGGAUGUGGUAAGAGAACCAUCGUUACCCCCAGGUAAACAUGAAGCCCCUUCAAAAGGGGAAGACCACCGUGGUAAGGGCUCCCCUAGGGCCAAAGGGGAAAAGGAAAACACGAAACGUUCGCAGCUGUUAGGGCUCAUGGAGGGGCGUGAGCUCGGCCCCUCCACAGUCUGUGCCUUCAUAAACCACGUGGGUGGCCGCAGUGCUUGGCCCAGCCUAGACCUCUCCUAAAUCUGUAGCUUUCUCCCCACCCCUUGCUGGGAGUCCUUUUUUAAAACAAAUUUAGAUAUAAAAUGGGCCUCUUGCUUCAUUGGCCUACCUCUCUCCAUCUCUCCCUUUUGCUGACUUAAUGAUCAGAUUCUGUUUUGGUAGCUGUUUAAGGCUGUUAGGUUAUGUGUGACUUUGAAGGGUGUGUGUCUGUGUGGCAUGUUUUUGUUUGAGGUAUUUCCUUAAAUCCGUUUCUCUUGGUGCUCACGAUUACCGUGGCUGUAGGGCCACAAAGCUGUUUCUCUUACUGCAGACACACUGUUGCUAGUCCUCCAGGUUUUCUUGUUCUUGAAUCUUGCCUGAUGAAUCUGGCCAGCACAAGGGCCUCUUAACCUCUAUCCUUGGGUCCCGGCCAGGGCAUGGGGAAACUGAGGCAGUCUGCCAACGCCUCCAGUAGACGCUGACCACGGGGCUGUGGUUUGUUUACACUUAUUUCACUCCAACUCCCAUAAAAGAGACUUAAAAAUGCUGACACUUUGGAGAAUGAGAAAAUCAAUCUGAAAAGGGGAAAAAAAUCCUGUCUGGUACAUACAUUUCUGCAAGUAUUUCUGUGAAAUCUUUCUGUGCCAUCAGCUCCUUGCGCUGCUCUUUCCUCUUUCACAAUGAGUGGGGAUGCAGGGACAGAGCAGAGGCCGCUGUGGGGCUUUCUGAAAGCCGAAAGGCCUGUCCCUCCUGACCCAGGCGGCUUACACACCAGCUGUCACCCCUCAGCAGGUCCCCGAGCUGUGGCAGACCCUCAGCUUUGCAGCCGUUUUCACAGCACCAGGGAAGCAGUUCCUACGUCAGAAAUUAGUGCUGAUGGAAGGAGGGGCCGGGGCAGGGCAGUGAAAUCCCCAGCAUGCUGUGGAUUGAGGUCGCAUAUGGGUCCUUGGGCAACCACCUUUCUCCACUUCCUGUCCUUGUGACAUGACCCCAUUUCACCUUUCCAGAGGUCGGGCCUGAAGGUGUUUUUGCUGUGGCCAAUAGAAAUAUAAACUUAGGUUCUUAGAAGACAUGGGACUCCAGCGUGGUGCCCAGCCCCUUUGUCCUAUCCAGGUGAAGGGGUGUGGUCGUGGGUGACAUCAUUCAUUGCCUGAUCCUAGCACAGCCACCUCCAAAAGGGGUCACACACCCCUGUCUCCAUGUGCAGUUCUGGCUGGCUCCACCCCAGCUUCCUCUCAGGUUGGGCCUCCUUCCUUGAGAGGCCCAGCUUCCCACCAAAUGAAUCCAGGGGCAGCAGGAUCGUUGUUUUCAAGAUCACAAGUGUUUGCUUUCUGGCUGAACAAGAGCUCAUCAGAGUGGAGCGGGGCUGUACUGUGGGUCUGUCCCCCCGUGGCCAGCAGACUCGCUCAGUGUGCAGGGGGUGGGUGCUGUGGGCCAGGCCCCACGCUGCCUGCCCUUGCCUCCUCAGUUCAGUUCUUUUACCUCACUGGCUCCGAUGGGCAGGCUUGGAGCAUGGCCUCAUCACCCCCCCUACUCUCAGCAGCCCCUUCCACUCUGGUGGUCGCCUGGUCCCUCCAUGGUCUUUGUCCCACUGACUGGGUGUAAGCUGGGCUGCUCUUCUGUCUGGUGGGAGAGUUGCCUUUCCCGGGAGAUUCCCUGCUUCCCAUUAAGCUCUUUGCAGUAGGUGAACUGCCCCCCCACCACCCCCCCGCUCCCUACACUUAGCUUUGCAAAGUGUUCCCUGUGGGACCUGGUUGGGAUGGAACUGGGAGAGCCCUGAUGUGGCCGCCUCGGGCUCGGUGCCUCAUAGAUUAAGAUUUUCCCCACGUCUGAACAUGGGGAAGGAGAGAGGAGGGCGAGGCUGGAGGAUGGAAGAGCUUAGAAGCUCGACAUGUUUGUACCAUUCAGGAGCUGCCUUGGUCGUGGCCCACUCAGCAGGUCUUUGUGGUUGGAGGGGCUCCAGGAACAGGGAGAAGCGUUAGAACCGCCCCCGCCCCCACCAGUCCCUCCACAGGGGUCAGCUGCCUGAUUCUCUUCUUCUGAGGACGUGGCUCUCCCGGCUCACAUGUGGGGGCUGUUCCUUGUCAGGCUUGUGAAAAUCAGCCUUGGAGAAAAAAGGGAACUUUUUAUACUGAAUGUUGGCUUUGACUCUGUGUGUGUGUGUGUGUGUGUAUGAGAGUGUGUUUACUUAAUGAAAUUUUAUUUUUGUGAAAUUCCUUUCCAAUUAUGUAGCAAAAUUCACCUUUACCUCCCAGUCAAACUUUUGGUUCCACAGUCGACCGUGGGCGUCGCUGAUUCGAAGAAUUCUCUUCUGCGUUUCUGAACAGAGACAUGUUGCUCUCAAGAACUGAGCUUGUGCGGGGCUGGGAGAAACUCAAGUUUUAUAUGUUUCCAUAGAGUUUCCAUCCUGCAGUUAGAAGGUAGGAAGGGCCCGGCCCUGGGAGACCCGGCCCAGCUGUGUGCUCGCAUGGGAGCUGAGCACAGCCUCCCCCACGCACCUGCCACUCCACACCUGAGCCCUCUCACGGCCCAGACACCACGCUCUUUAAUUGUCCGGGUUCCGUUCCCUGUGCAAUGGGUCGCUUUUUCCUGCUGGGAGCUUCGGUGAUGGUGUCAGGGCUCCUUUAGGGGACAGUUCCCCCGUCUGGGAAAGAAACCCCCUCGGAGUCUGGGCAGCGGAGGCUCCCUCAGGCCCGUGUCACCCAGAGCACAGCCCUAUCACGCGUGUCGAGAAGCAUGUUUCCACCAGCUGUGUUCAACACUACAAUGCAGUUUGAAAACUACAUUUACAUCCAGAACAAUAAAAAGCCGUAUUUUUUGGAAA
This is a messenger RNA of Myotis lucifugus (little brown bat), 7091 nucleotides long. RefSeq names its product MLX interacting protein (gene MLXIP). The record is from RefSeq and is a predicted model, not a curated record. Gene Ontology annotation, biological process: regulation of transcription by RNA polymerase II. Gene Ontology annotation, cellular component: nucleus. Gene Ontology annotation, molecular function: protein dimerization activity; RNA polymerase II cis-regulatory region sequence-specific DNA binding; DNA-binding transcription factor activity, RNA polymerase II-specific. NCBI's taxonomy places the organism in Eukaryota, Metazoa, Chordata, Mammalia, Chiroptera, Vespertilionidae.